UUUUCAAACUUUAAAGUGGCUGGUCAGCCGUACCAAUGGUGGACAAAUCACUCCUUUCUUCGAGAAUCUGUGGGCGCGUCAACUUUACUAGAAUCCACAGAACCAGUGAAAAUGGCUGCGUAUCUUAAUAUAAAAGGAACAAAAAGAAUAGAGACAGAGAACGAAGAUUUUCAUUUCAAUUUUUAUUUUUUGUUGAAGGAGAGAAUAUGGUGACUCUAUUGGUGGCCACUACCAGAGAUCCGGCAUCCAUCAAUCCUGCCACCGCCCUCUUGGCCAUGGCCGGAUGGCAACCUGGCCAUUCUCUUCAGGAAAUUAAGAGUUUUUGUAAUCAACAAGUGAGGCUAUUACAACACGACAAAAGCAUUGUGGAAGAAGACGACUUGGAUCGCCGGUGGGAGGAGGCAACCUGUGAGGUGGUGGAUGAGGUUAUCUUUUUCAGCAGACACACUGCCGUUUCAAACCGUCCUGCGCUUACUGUUCAUCCGAUCGGAGUGCCUCAUUUGCGCGAAGGAGAUGUUACGCCCCAAGGCGGGAAGCCAGGAUGGGCUGCGCCUCCUGAUCCCAGGAUGGGACCAUGGCUCAGACUUUUGAAAAAAAUUGCUGAGUCUCAUAAUUUAGUUCCAGAGUUUGAGAUUACUUUAGAGGGUACUCAUCAUGGACCAGUGACUACUAAGCCAACAAUGUUCAUUGAAAUUGGUAGCACGGAAGAGUACUGGAAGAGGCAAGAUGCUGCUCAAGUCGUUGCUCUAUUAGUUUGGGAAGGACUCGGACUUGGAGGAGCGACAUCAGUUGGAGACUGGAGCAGUGCAAGUGACAAGAGAAGAGUACUCCUUGGAAUUGGUGGUGGACACUACGCACCUCGGCAUAUGGAUAUAGUUUUAAAAGAUGGCGUUUGGGUGGGACACCUACUUUCCGGGUAUUCUAUACCCAUGGAAGAUCCAGGUCAGACAAACAAGGGUACAAAUGCAAAAGAUAUUGGUGGAACUUGGAGAGAAGCAAUUAAAGCUGCAUAUGAUGCUACUAAAAUAGCUUUCCCUGGUGGGGAAAUUUUGGCACAUCUUGAUCACAAGAGUUUCAAGAGCUGGCAGAAAAAUGCUGUUAUUUCUUUUUUAGGAGAACAGAACAUUAAAAUUGGGAAGCCCGGUGAUUUCCAUUAAUUGCAAUUGGAAGCAUGGGAGGACUUUUAUUCUAUAAACAGGUAAGCGUAAAUCAGAUGGCACAGCAGAAGAUUUGAGUUAUAUGCACUUCCCAUUGACAUCCUAUUAAUUCUUUCUGCCAAGUGAUUUAUUAUAUGUAGAAGGUGGAAUCCAUUUGAAAGUGAUAUCAUAAAAAAAAUGUAAGCAUUUUUUAUCCUGGGUGCUUCAUACAUUUUAGGUAAACCAAGCUUUGUAAUUUUGUAAAAUGAUCAGACCUUGUACUGCUAAUCGCAAUAGUAUCAAUAUAAUGGCGGAGAAUAUUAUUAUUUCUAA
Jatropha curcas is the source of this 1469-nucleotide messenger RNA. It is a transcript of the gene GEK1, whose product is annotated as D-aminoacyl-tRNA deacylase. Gene Ontology annotation, molecular function: D-aminoacyl-tRNA deacylase activity. The record is from RefSeq and is a predicted model, not a curated record. NCBI's taxonomy places the organism in Eukaryota, Viridiplantae, Streptophyta, Magnoliopsida, Malpighiales, Euphorbiaceae. Gene Ontology annotation, biological process: D-amino acid catabolic process.